GAAAAUCGUGACGAAGCUAUUCGUGUCUGGCGGGAAGACGAGAUUACAUCGGAGCAAUUUUGUUAGAAAGAUAAAAAGAGAAGAGGGAUGAACAUUUUAUUUUCCUGCAAAGAUUGCAAUGCACACGUGCUCUGCGCUUAAAAUCAGAAGGCAGAUGCAAGUUCCUGCAGAUGUUCCGACCACCCACCACCAGUUUCCCGCCCCGUUCACGCAAAAUGUCUCAAUUGUGUCGACGAUUCCUGAUGCAUGGCCGCAAAAGAAAUCGAGAUCGGAAAAGUCAUCGGACAAAUAUGAAAGAGAGAGAGAGAGAGAGAGAAUAAGGCACCUUUAUCCCCCUUUUCUCCUCUCCUUGUCACAUAUAUUGUGCAGCCGGAUCGCUCUUAAAACGUUAUAGGUAACGUCUCUUUUAAGCGCGAGGGCACGUAUAAAGAUGCGCCCGGAUUGUCAGAUGGAGGCUAAUCGCGAUACGUUCCGCCUCCCUGCCCUAUAAAUUCACAUCAUUUCCAGCCGAUUUCAGCGGGGACGAUGUUGAAAUGGACAAGAGAAGUUCCACCGUUUUUAUGUGUAUGUGUGUGUCCUUUCGAUCAGAAACUUUCCGACUGGCACGUGUGCAUUGAAUAUUUCUGCCGACAAUAUAUGUAUUUCGUGUACUAGACGAACGAGAGAGUAUCUGGCGAAUUUUUCUUAUCCCAUCGAUAUUGAUAAGAAAAUGAAAAAAGGCUAGCUUCGAGGUUACAUCCCUAAUACUGUGUACAAAACUUUCCAUCGCGCGAGGAUUAAUAUCUACGCCUACGAGUCUCUCUCUAUUUUUGAGACAUAUGUGAUUAUAUCGCAGCACGCGAGAACAAUAUCUCUUUCUUCGUUCACAUUUUUUUCAACCCGAGACAACCUGCCGUCCAAGUUUCCCGGCGCACGCCAAGCCAGGACGAGCCUAGCUAUGAGUGAAGAUCUAGACAUUAUAAAUCCGUAUAAACAAUGCGAAGAGGCUAUUAAGGAGAUAGAAAAAGAAAACCGUGCGGCGAUCGAGGAUGAUAGUUCUUCCAGAUUGCAGUACACAUGGCUGUCUCAACAGUGCGAGAUGCGAGCCGGCCCGCAGUAUAUACUUCGGAAAUAUACUUUUUUCAAGAACGGCACAUUUCUUCUAUUACGUUAUCAUUACGCCGAAGAGUCGUGCAGCAUAGCGACACAUACUGUCAUAAUUCGGGGUUCCAUAAAGUUACUGAGACCAUCUACCGUCGUUUCAGGCGCUACAGAGACGAGGUUUCACGUAGAUGCCGUUAAUAUUGUACCUUUGACUCCAGAGGUCACUCAAAAGUUUGGACAAAAACUGAAUCUGACUUGCGGUCCCCAACCGAAAUGGCGACUCUAUACUUCCGCGCUGAUUUACGAGCAGCCGCGACAACACUCGGUGACGUCGUUGUGGCAAAGUCCCAACUACAAUUCUUUGCAAGCUACAAACAAGCAGCUUGGUAUCAAUUGUUUGGAGCUCUUUGGAAUUGAAUUCUCCGAACUGAAGCUGUUAAGAGUGCAUAACAAAGUCUCAUCAGGACGUGAUUCAUCCAACGGCACUUGGUCCAAUGAACUUCCACACUUUCAACUUUUAUUGGCCAACCCCGUUCCUAAUGCACAUUCUCGCCGGAAUUAUAAACCAACUUCGUUACAAUCCACUGCACUGAGCCGCCAAGAUUCAAUGACGAAUUGCCCGAUAUGUAGGAACGUAUUUCACAGUACCGAAUCAAGUCCGCCUCUUCUUCAUCAAACCGCAGCUCUACCUGCAAUGAUUGGAGGUAUUUGGCACAGCGAAAGAUGCGAGAGCUCUGCAGGCGGCAUCUGGUUCAGACGGAAAUUUCAGAUAUACUCUGGAGAUGAAUUGUGGGUCGGUCAAUGGGACUAUUACGAUGAUCCACAUUGUUUGAAAUUUUUGUACGGGAUACUCAGGAUAGGAAGUUACGUCCAGCGAGCUGAAAGACAGGAUGAUGAAGAAAUCGAUCAAGAUAUUUUUCCUGAUUACUUUCUUAAUACCACUGGGAAGUUUGUUUUUAAAAGAAGUGUUACCAAUACUAGGACUAUCCGUAGUGCAGAGCUUUAUCAAAAUAAUUUAUAUAAUAAGAAUAGAUCAUCGAAAGAUAAAAAACAAUCUAAACAUAAAAAAACACAAAGACAGGAAAGAUCGGUGCGUGAUAGCGUUCAUCAGUUUGUAUACGAUGCACCAUCCUCCAUAACUCAAUCGAGAUUUGCGGCGAUGUUGCGAGGUCAUCAGACAUACGAGAGCACUACUAGAAAGCCUUUUUCUGCCUCGAAAGUUCUUAUCGGCACUACAGAGUUGGAUCUGCAUAUUAUUAAGAACAUUUUGAUUCCAAGAGACCCCGCGGUAUCCAUUCGUUGCGAUAAAGACCGGUUUGUUUCGCCGCUGACUACCUUGCCAAGAAAUUGCGUUCCCCGCACCAUCGAAACGUCCCCGAUCUUGGAAUUGCGGGCCAAGCUGAGUGUCAACUGGCAUGGCCAGUACAUUUUGCUGUUGGGUUCGCGAGAUGACAAUAUGUGGGAUGCACCUCUACGGCGAUGCGCGCAACUUUCACCCUACAACCCUGCUUUGCGAACGUAUCUUCAAAGAAUCUUAUAUAUUGGUUUAUUCUCUUCGGCAUCAACUAGUCGAAUCUCCGCUUGGUUCCUCUUGUCGCAAAUCUUGCUGUGUUACAUAUAUAACCUUGUACGGUGAUAUCGGGUAUCUGAGCUAUUAUCUUUACCAGAGAGAAACUUUUAGAUUCGAGCACGUGGCGGGAGCAGAUUAAAUAUACGGCGUUUAAACAUUCCAAAUCUCUGUUUGCGUUUUCUCUUGGAAAAUUCCAUAGGAUUGUAAGUUUGUAAAUAUGUAAAUAGAAGAUCGUAAAUCGGGAAUUGAAGAAUCGCAGCGUUAAAAUUGAUAUAAUUAAUCCCCAUCUUUCGUAUAUCUUAUAUGAAAGUAUGAAUAGAUUCGAAAAAGCGUAGCUAAAUGUUAUAUUUGAUGGACGAAAGUAACUAAUUAUAUAUCAUAAGCUUAGAAUUGACAUAUUCUGUUAGUAUAAUUGAUGUACAUAUCUGCGCGCGAUUAUAGCUGUAAAUUAAUAAAAUUGAUUAAGUUUA
Molecule: messenger RNA, 3123 nt
Organism: Formica exsecta
Lineage: Eukaryota; Metazoa; Arthropoda; Insecta; Hymenoptera; Formicidae
Product: protein APCDD1-like
Exons: 7
Coding region: 938-2719 (593 amino acids)
Biological process (GO): negative regulation of Wnt signaling pathway
Cellular component (GO): plasma membrane
Molecular function (GO): Wnt-protein binding
Source: RefSeq, a predicted model, not a curated record